AGGUCAUUUCACAGGUCCAAUGGCAGCCAUGGUGAAGUCUGAGAGCGAUAUUUAUCCAGAAACGAAACACUGUCACUCAUUCUCCUUCAGUUUCCAAACUCAUAAAAUAACCAAAGAGGAAAUCACCUGCACCAAACCUGGAACAAUAUUGAGAGCACUUGAAACUAAUGACACAUUCAAGGGGUUAAACCAAAUGGACAAGAAGACACUGAAAGGGAAAGACAUUGUCAUCAAGAGUUGUAAGGGGUACAUAGUGAAGCACUUUCCAUGUUGGCUGAUCGAAGAGGAUGACCUUCUCACUAUUGAGAUGGUCACACAUGCCACAGAUGAAACUGCAGGGGACACGGAUGAGGAAACAGACAAUUAUGUCACUUUCUCUGUUGAGACAAGAGCAGGGAAAAACAGCAAAUCAAAAACAAUACUUAGAAACAUACAACUUGAGUCCUACGGACCUCUAUGUGUCUAUGCAAAACAGAAGGAGGAAGUGAAGCAGGCUCUACGAAAUGAUGGACGCUUCUCUGACAUUGUGUUUGAACAGAAAUGUCAGCUCUCUGAGCGAAUCAAAGGAAGCAAGGUUUCAAUGGGGCAAAUAGCAAAAAAACUUAACGGUCGAGACUUUGAAAUCUGUCUGACAAAAUUUAAGAAAACGGCAACUAAGAUGGAAACAUCUGACUCCAGAAUAAAAACAAAAAACGUAAACUCUGAAGGAGACGCCACACAAACAUCUCUGUUCGACCCAAGCCCUGACUCUGAAGGAGACGGCACACAGACGUCUCCAUCGACGCUAACAACUAAAACAUCAGAUGUAGGGGAGUCCUCUUCGAGAAGAAAGCAGAAACGGAAAUGCAAUCCCAUUCCAGACCAUGGUGAAAUAGUGAAGAUCCUUCGCAACCAGUUUGAUGAUCUGGUGAAGCAGAUGGAAAGUAGGAGGGAGGACAGACAAAAGAAGACAUUUCCUGAAGAGUUGGAACUCAUGAAGCAGGAAUUCGGGAAAAUCAGACAAAAGUUCUCAGAGGCUCAGAGUUCACAGAGUGGAAGAAAUUGA
Messenger RNA from Salvelinus sp. IW2-2015, 1045 nucleotides. Its product is annotated as serine protease FAM111A. The record is from RefSeq and is a predicted model, not a curated record. Lineage: Eukaryota; Metazoa; Chordata; Actinopteri; Salmoniformes; Salmonidae.